AAGGCUUUCAGUGACAUCUGAGGGAAGUCUGUGAGCAGCAGGCAUGGCAAACAGCUCUCUUUGGGAUGCUCUGAACAGCACCUGCAGCAAUGCAGGCAACAGCUGCUAUCUGGACAAUGGCAUGAGGUUCAACUUAACCUUUCAAGAGCAGGCAGCUGAUUUCUACAUUGUCCUCCCUGUGAUUUACUCUGUGAUCUGUGCUGUGGGGCUCACAGGCAACACUGCUGUCAUCUAUGUGAUCCUCAAGGCCCCCAAGAUGAAGACUGUGACAAACAUGUUCAUCCUGAACCUUGCCAUAGCUGAUGACUUAUUCACACUUGUCUUGCCCAUUAAUAUCGCUGAACACCUCCUUCACUACUGGCCCUUUGGAGAAGUCCUCUGCAAGGUCAUCCUCUCCAUAGACCACUACAAUAUCUUCUCCAGCAUUUAUUUUCUAACAGUAAUGAGCAUAGACAGGUAUCUGGUAGUACUGGCUACAGUCAGGUCCAAGAGGAUGCCCCAUCGUACAUACCGAGCAGCCAAGAUUGUCAGUUUGUGCAUCUGGAUCCUUGUCACCAUCAUAGUUCUCCCUUUUAUCAUCUUUGCCAAUGUCUACGUAGAUGACUUGGAGAUCAAGAGUUGUGGUCUCAAUUUCCCCAAGCCUGAAAGGUUUUGGUUCAAAGCCAGCAGGAUCUAUACCCUCAUCCUUGGCUUUGCCAUUCCAGUAUCCACCAUUUGCAUCCUUUACACCAUGAUGCUCUACAAACUGAGGAACAUGCACUUGAACUCUAAUGCUAAAGCCCUGGACAAAGCCAAGAAGAAAGUUACUAUUAUGGUCUUCAUAGUCCUGGCUGUAUGUCUCUUCUGUUGGACCCCCUUCCACUUGGCCACCAUUGUGGCUUUGACCACUGACUUGCCCCAGACCUCCAUGGUCAUUGGGAUAUCCUACUUCAUCACCAGUUUAAGCUAUGCCAACUCCUGCUUGAAUCCUUUCCUCUAUGCCUUCCUGGAUGACAGCUUUCGGAAAAGCUUCCGGAAGAUGCUGGAAUGCAGAACUUCUUGAGCAGUGGGUUGGGGCUCCCAGAUCCCUUCCCCCCCGUGGCUUUGCAGGGGCAC
This is a messenger RNA of Apus apus (common swift), 1095 nucleotides long. RefSeq names its product neuropeptides B and W receptor 2 (gene NPBWR2). Gene Ontology annotation, molecular function: neuropeptide receptor activity; neuropeptide binding. Gene Ontology annotation, biological process: neuropeptide signaling pathway. The transcript has a single exon. The coding region runs from base 44 to 1042 and encodes 332 amino acids. Gene Ontology annotation, cellular component: membrane; neuron projection. NCBI's taxonomy places the organism in Eukaryota, Metazoa, Chordata, Aves, Apodiformes, Apodidae. The record is from RefSeq and is a predicted model, not a curated record.